This is a messenger RNA of Racocetra fulgida, 911 nucleotides long. The record is from the annotation of a GenBank genome assembly. NCBI's taxonomy places the organism in Eukaryota, Fungi, Glomeromycota, Glomeromycetes, Diversisporales, Gigasporaceae.
AUGUCAUCAGCAUCAGGAUCGUCUACAGGAACACCACCAACAGCAACAAUGACUACAUUUAAAGAAACCAAAUUUCCUGACUUAAGUAAAGUAGAUAUCGCUAAAGAUAUCAUGAAGGGAGUAAAAUUCAACAGACGCAACUGGACAACAUAUUUCAACACACUCAUGGAUAAUGUAACCUCGUAUAUACCAGAACCUCUACUAACAUUAGGAUUCUUUAAUGGAACUCAGAAUUACGGAUACACCUGUGAUGAUGAUAUGGCACGAAUAGGAAGAAACCCUGAUGAUGUCACUAACCAUGACAAAUUCGAAGGAAUAACAUCUUCACAUACUUGGGAAUCAAUAAAAGGACAAAUCAAAAAUAAAAGAGGAUUUGAUAAAACCUUAAAUGUAAACUAUAAUCUUACAAAUCCAAAACCAGGCCAAGGAACCUUUCAAGUAGGAUGGACAGAUGCAAAUCCCCAAAAUCCAUCAAACCAAUGUUCAUGGAUACUAUUUAUGCAUAACAAAUAUAUCAGUGCUGAAGCACAAGCAGAAGCCCAAAAGAAAUUCAAAGCACUAGUAUUUAGACCUCAAUACCUCAGCAAUCUCAAGUUACAACUAUUCAAAGCAUCUUAUUAUAAAAUGCGAGAAGAAGCAGCAAUUAACCAAUCCUUUGAAGGAGGAGCAUGGACAGACCUUAAAGAAAAACUACCUACAGGACGUUACCAAGGAGAAGACUACUUUUUCCAACUACAAUUUACAGGAGCACCAACAUCAUUCGAAACAGCAUUUGAAGCACUUGAACGAAUCUAUAGUGCAUACUAUAAUAGUAAUGUAGGAAAAUAUUUUCAAAGUAAAUAUGGCAAACCCGGAAGUAAAGAAGCAUUCUUUUCAGCAAAACGAAACUUAGCAGUAAUAGACCUAGAAAA